Acanthosepion pharaonis is the source of this 528-nucleotide messenger RNA. Lineage: Eukaryota; Metazoa; Mollusca; Cephalopoda; Sepiida; Sepiidae. The record is from the annotation of a GenBank genome assembly.
AUGAUCGCCAAUCAGAGAACAUUUGUUUAUAUAACGACUGGCCUACUCUGUUCCCUAUCUAUCUAUCUAUCUAUCUAUCUAUCUAUCUAUCUAUCUAUCUAUCUAUUUCGAGAUAUCUCUCAAAGGUUUCGGGAAUUUAACCCUGAAAUAAGAAUCAUCAUCAUCGUAGUCAUCAUCAUCAUCAUCAUCAUCAUCAUCAUCAUUGCCUCAUAUCUAUCUAUCUAUCUAUCUAUCUAUCUAUCUAUCUAUCUAUCUCAGUCUGGUUCAUUCUAUCUAUCUAUCUAUCUAUCUAUCUAUCUAUCUAUCUAUCAGUCUGUUUCAAUCUAUCUAUCUAUCUAUCUAUCUAUCUAUCAGUCUGUUUCAAUUAAUCUAUCUAUCUAUCUAUCUAUCUAUCUAUCUAUCUAUGUUUGUCCAUAUCUCCCUCUCUCUCUCUCUCUCUACCCCCUCUCUCUCUCUAUCUAUCUAUGUUCAUAUCUAUCGAUCUAUAUAUGUAUCGAUCUAUGUCUGUUCAUAUCUAUCUAUCUAUAA